Messenger RNA from Besnoitia besnoiti, 1581 nucleotides. Its product is annotated as RPAP1 family protein. The coding region runs from base 1 to 1581 and encodes 526 amino acids. The record is from RefSeq and is a predicted model, not a curated record. Lineage: Eukaryota; Apicomplexa; Conoidasida; Eucoccidiorida; Sarcocystidae. The transcript is spliced from 3 exons.
AUGGAGAGCACGGCUGCAGAGGCGGGCGCGCCUGCCUGUGGGGACUCCUCGGGAGGCACAUCCAAAUGCCGGAAACAGCGCACAGUUAGCGCGUCGUCUUCGUCGCCCCCUGAGUCUCCUGACUCUCCUGGUGCUGAAGGCCCUGGUCGUCGGCCGGCAAGCGUCUUCAAACUUAGUGCGUCUACGACGCCGCUAGGCUCAAUCUCCUUCUUUCCCCCGUCUGAAGGUCACGAGUCUGGGCUGUGCGCCUCCCCACACGGUGCGCUUCGAGAUCCCUGCUCCGAUGGACUUAACGAGCCCUCUAGGCGCCGCGGAGAUUGUUCCCCGUUUUCUGUCGACAGGGGCGCGCUAGGUGGAGCUCCGACUUGUUCGCUCUUCGCCCUGAGAGAAGCACUCGACUCACUCUCAAUCCUUUUGCAGCCAGUGAAGAUGCCACGGGUAACCAAGGGACGCGAACUCGGCGUGCCUUCUGCGUCUGCCUUCUCCCUUGAAGUAGAGGUCAUGCGCCUUUCUGUGGCUCAGGCAAAGGCCGGUCAGUUUCACGCGAUGCUUGUUUUCCCAGCUUCUUCGGAGCUCUCUGAGGUUUUAGGGCCCUGUGCGACACGCAGAGCCGUAAGACGCCCGCCAGACGCCUGCAGCGGAGGCGGGGUGGGGGUGCUCGCCGGUGGAUUGCAAGAUGCUGAAAUAGCUCAGCUGUCUAUCAGGGAAGCGGAGGAAGACAGCGCACUCUCGGGGUUUGUGCUCGGAAGUGUCAUCGAAAAGAAUACUUCCUCUGCAGAUGCGCACGCGACGCCCGCUCCGUGUCCGCCUCAGGCGGCCUCCGUUGCGCCACCGUCAGACUCAUAUCCGCCAGGCAGCAGCGGGCCUUUGUCCUUUCUGCCUUCGAACGCAGCUAUAGAGGCUCCCUUCGGUUUUCCGAAGGCAGUCCAUCGGUCGCUCCUGCCAUGUCACAGUCGUCGGGGGGCCGACGACAACGCCGGCACACCAGGAGGCUUGCGACCGAAAACGGGGCCUACCGGUGCGACGGCAGCAAGCAGCUUCAGCGACCGUGGCAGCACGAGCGUUUCAGGACCUGGGGCGGUGGGCAAGGCAUUGGCUGCGGAGAUUGAAAACGAAAAUCUUCAUAUUUUGAGCCGCAUGCAGCCCCACGAGAUUCGGGAGGCUCGGGAGGAGAUCCUCCAGCGCUUUGGGGCAGAACGAUUUGCGGCCCUGCAGAGACGAGCGCUCCGGCGGGCUCGUGCGAAAUGCAGCGGCGAACAUCAAGAACAGAAUGGAAAUGCUGAGGCGACGAGGGGCGCAGCAGCUGGACGGGCCGCACGGGGCGAAAGGCAGCAGCUCCAGAAUGAGGACGCUGCGCGCCUGUCCGCGUUCCCGCGCGAGAACAGAACUGAGGAAAGUCAGACGCGCCUUCAAGCGGGCGGCUCAGCUCCCGCCGCUUCUCCGGUGCCGCCCUCGUCCUCGUGUGCAUCGUCUACACAGUCAUCUGUUUUUGCUCUGCCGGGAGGCAGGCAGUGCGUUCUCGAGUGGAGCCUCGAGCCGCGUCGGGCGCUGGCAGCUGCGGCGGCCCGGACGCCGGCUUAG